This is a messenger RNA of Drosophila bipectinata, 4108 nucleotides long. It is a transcript of the gene LIMK1, whose product is annotated as LIM domain kinase 1. Lineage: Eukaryota; Metazoa; Arthropoda; Insecta; Diptera; Drosophilidae. Gene Ontology annotation, cellular component: cytoplasm; nucleus. Gene Ontology annotation, molecular function: protein serine/threonine kinase activity; ATP binding; protein binding. The record is from RefSeq and is a predicted model, not a curated record. Gene Ontology annotation, biological process: actin cytoskeleton organization; protein phosphorylation.
UGCUGAUCGAUAGUUUGGUCACACUGCGGAACCAACAAAAUGAAAUGAACCGGUUCCGGAACGAACAUUUCAUUUUGGUUUUUGUUUUUUUUUUCGAAACAAAUGCAGAUUUGUUUUUUAUUGUUUUGAAGUUGGUCCGUACGGAGCGUCCCGUGCUGCUGUCAUUCAGAAUCCGGCGGACAGUACGACCGUGACCGUGGAACGUAUGGCGGCAAUCCGAAUUUUAUAAAAUCGAACGAAAUAAAUACAACGAAAAUAUCUAACGAAUGUGUGCAAUGUGCGUUAAGUCAACAGCCACAACACAUACAAACAAUUAUUUAUAACGUAAUCAGGCCAUAAAAUCGACAUUCCAUGCAUCAGCAGCAGCAGCGCCUAAGGACGAAUGGCGCCUCCCGAGAACCACCAGGCGGAGGAGGAGCAGGCCGAGGAGGAGGAGGAGGUCCUGGCAGCUAUUUUAGUGGACCAUCGUGCGCCCACUGCCGCGGUCAGUUGCUGCCCCAUCCCGAGGAGCCCAUCGUCAUGGCAUUGGGUCAGCAGUGGCACUGCGACUGUUUCCGGUGCUCCGUGUGCGAGGGCCACCUCCACAACUGGUACUUUGAACGCGAGGGACUACUGUACUGUCGGGAGGACUACUACGGCCGGUUCGGUGAUGCCUGCCAGCAGUGUACGGCCGUCAUUACGGGUCCGGUGAUGGUGGCCGGGGAGCACAAGUUCCAUCCGGAGUGCUUCUGUUGUGCCGCGUGCGGCUCCUUCAUUGGUGAGGGGGAGUCGUAUGCGUUGGUGGAGCGAUCGAAGCUCUACUGUGGCCAGUGCUAUGGGAAGCGCAGCUGCCAGCCGGCGGAUGCCAAGGCGAGGAUAACGACGGCCGGCAAGCCGAUGCACUCCAUCCGCCUGGUGGAGAUACCCAAGGAUGCGACGCCGGGACUGCGGGUGGAUGGUGUGGCGCUGGACGAUGGCUGUCCCACAGUCAGGAUAGCAGAUUUAUUCUGUAACUUCUUUUUCUGGCUGACCUCCAUGGCGGAGCAGUGCUGCGGGGCACCUUAUAGGAUCGAUGUUAACCUGACCAACCUGCACAUUGGCGACCGCAUCCUGGAGGUGAACGGCACUCCGGUGAGUGACUCCUCCGUGGAGCAGAUCGACAAGCUGAUCCGGAGCAACGAGAAGAUGCUGCAGCUAACCGUGGAACAUGAUCCGGUGCAGGUGUGCCGCUCCUGCAGUCAGGCAGAUAUCCAGAGAGCCUGCUCCGCCUCCACACUGGUCCUGCCGCUGAGCACCUCGGCGUCCAGUGUGGAGGUGGGAGGGAGGGAGCGGCUGUACCGGGCGCAGGGGGAGCAGAGCGCCAAGGCCCGGAAGCUGCGGCAGGCCAGCAACGCCUCCAGCAUCACGAUACCGAAUGCCACCACCCAGCUGAAGGAGAAGGAGCGCUGCUCCAGCCUGUCCAAGCUGCUGGAUGAGCAGCACCAGGCGCAGCAGCACUCGGCCCAUCCGCAGCUCUACGAUCUGUCCAGGACGCAGUCCUGCCGGGUGGUCCAGAAGCCGCAGCGCAUCUUUCGCGCCUCCGAUCUGGUGAUUGGCGAGAAGCUGGGCGAAGGAUUCUUCGGGAAGGUGUUCAAGGUCACCCAUCGACAGAGCGGCGAGGUGAUGGUCCUCAAGGAGCUGCACCGCGCCGACGAGGAGGCCCAGCGGACGUUCAUCAAGGAGGUGGCCGUCCUCCGGCUCCUCGACCAUCGCCAUGUCCUCAAGUUCAUCGGAGUGCUGUACAAGGACAGGAAGCUGCACAUGGUCACCGAGUAUGUGGCGGGCGGGUGUCUCAAGGAGCUGAUCCACGACUCGCGCCAGAUCCUGUCGUGGCCGCAGCGGGUCUGCCUCGCCCGGGACAUUGCCUGCGGGAUGAGCUACCUCCACUCGAUGAACAUCAUCCAUCGCGACCUCAACUCGAUGAACUGUCUGGUGCGCGAGGAUCGUUCCGUUAUCGUGGCCGAUUUCGGUCUGGCACGGAGUGUGGAUGCACCGCGGAUUCCGGGAGCAUCUGGCGCCAGCGGCCCCGGCACUCCUGGGGGCUAUGGCUCGGCCACCAAUAGCGAUGCUGCCGUCUCUCCGGGCGGAACGCUGCGGAGGAGCAAGAGCCGACAGCGCCGGCAGCGAUACACGGUGGUGGGGAAUCCCUAUUGGAUGGCGCCCGAGAUGAUGAAGGGCCUCAAGUACGACGAGAAGGUGGACGUCUUCUCGUUCGGCAUCAUCCUCUGCGAGAUCAUUGGUCGCGUGGAGGCCGAUCCGGACUUUAUGCCCCGCAACUCGGACUUCAGUCUCAACCAGCAGGAGUUCCGGGAGAAGUUCUGCGCCCAGUGCCCGGAGGCGUUCGUCAAGGUGGCCUUCGUCUGCUGUGACCUCAAUCCCGAUAUGCGGCCGUGCUUCGAGACGCUCCACACCUGGCUGCACGGACUCGCCGAGCACCUCACCGUGGAGCGCCAGAGGCCGCCCGAAACGCUGCUGCACGAGAUCGAGAACUUCCAGGAGAGCUAUGCCAGUUCCGAGGACGCCCUGUCGCCCACCUCCCAGCGCAGUCUCGAUAACCUGGAUGAGAUCGUUAAGGAUGCGGCGCCCGUCGAGGUGGAAGUGUCCCCCGUGGAGAAGGAGAAGGAGAAUCUGGUGAUCCGGCCGCAGGACAUACCGAAGUCGCCGCAUCUGGGCAAGGAUUUCUCGCCGAGCGGCGAGCGCCUGAGGGAUAGCAUGCGGGCGCGGAGGCGUCAGAGGUUUCUGGGGGCCCAGGAGGCGCAGCGCCGGAAUCUGACACCCGAAACCGAGUCCAAGGAGCGCGCCCUGAAACAGGCCCUGCGCAAGUGUCGUCCGUUUGGGGAGCGCGGCUACUUGGUGGACCUGCGACCCGGUGGUGAUCUGCAGCUGCAGGAUGUCCGCGACUUGAACACCUACUCCGAUGUGGACUCCAGCUGCGACACCAGUCUCAACUACCACGAGGUCAAUAACCCGCCCGCGGCGACAGACAUUCCAGAGGCGGAGCCACAGCAGGAGGUGGAGGAGGAGCAGCCACCUCCUGCCGGCAAGGAGGAGCCGCAGCAUCGCCAGCAAAUCGAGGACAUGCGCACCCGCCUGAACCAGUGCCGGAGCAAGUUCGAGCACCUGGAGGAGGCCAGUCGGCGGAACUUCAGCCAAUCGCAGCACUCGAUGAGGAACUUCUUCAAGACGCCGCCCGUGGCGCUGAAGAUGUUCCAGCGGCUGGAGCACGAGGCGGCCGCCGCUAUGAAUGGUUGCCAGACGACAGCGCCGCCACCGCUGCCGCCGCGGACGCAGCGCAUCAACCAGACACCGAUCUUUGGCCGCAAGAAUCCCCCCAUCCCGGUGGCGGCGGACCAACAGAAGCUGCAGCACUCCGAGUCGCUGGAGAACCUGGUCGGUGGACGAAAGUCGAUGCCGGCCAUUCCAGCGCCCAAAAGGAGCAAGGGACCCCCCGUUACCCAACCGCCCACCAUCAUCCUGGCCAACAGUAGCUCCUCGAAUGGCACAACGGCGGCCACCACAGUGGACUUUCCGCCCAAGAAGCACAAGCUCACCCUGCCACUGCCGCCACAAUCCCAGCUGGCACGUUCUGGCCACUCAAAGCCACCCAGCAGCGCCAAGGUGAAGCCCCUGAAGGUCCAGCCGCCGCCAUCCUCCAGCCGCAUCGUGUCCACCACUAGCAUCUCGCCCACCCGUAACAGCCGUCCCAGCUCCCCCACCAAGCAUCUCGCCCAGCGUCACACCGCCGCCACGGCCCAACGACUGAAUAAUGUGGCCGCCACCGCUGCCCAUCAUCAGCAGCAGCCAUCAUCGCGGACUACCCGCCUUAAUAUCCUCAGUCCGGAGAAGGUGCAUCGCCUGGGAGCUCGACUCACCGACCAGAAGCAAAAGCUGCGCGAAGAGGCGGCCGCCGGCAGUGGCAGUGCUCCCGGUGUGGGAGGAUCUGCCGCCAAUGGUCACCGCACGGUGGCCACAGGGGGAGCAAGUGCAGCCGCCGGCGAUCGGAGGCGACGGGCAGCUCCAACGCCACCGGCACGAACGCAUUUCAAUACCCGCUGCUAGCUGUUAUCCCUAGCUGGGAAGGAUCGACUCA